Somion occarium is the source of this 2039-nucleotide messenger RNA. The record is from the annotation of a GenBank genome assembly. NCBI's taxonomy places the organism in Eukaryota, Fungi, Basidiomycota, Agaricomycetes, Polyporales, Cerrenaceae.
UCUGUGCUUUUCAUCUUCCUUAACUGUGCGACGAAGUUCAAGUUGCAAUUAUCUUUUUCUUCUCACUAGAUCCCGAGGUCUAUUUAUUCUACUCUACAACAUGAGCCUCUCUUCGUUCCUUCUAGGGGUUUCAAGUGUGAAAGGAAAGGAAAAGGCGAUCGAUACUGGGCUUGAUAACCUCUUUCGUUCAACUGCUGUUGCCCCUGUAGUCGCUAAUAAUCCUUCAGAAAAAAGCACAACCAAAACUCCGGAGAAGGACAAGAAGAGGAAACAUCAGGAGACUGAGAUAGAACCGGCAGCUGCAUCGUCCUCCAAAGCAAAACGACCAAAGUCGGAAAAGAAAGUAGAAUCCGACUCGACAUCGAAGAAGUCGACAAAAUCUAAGUCUCGUAAAGAAAAGACUCGUUCGGACGAACCCACAUCGGAACAACUAGAAUCUUCUAGCCCUCAACAACAACACAAAUCAAGCUCUCAGGCGCGAGAUUCAGAACCGGAGCCUUCUGACGAUGACGAAGAUCCGUCACAACUUGUUCAUGAAUCGUUAGCCAAUGGCGGCCAACGCAAAGGCAGAGGGCGUCAUGCCCAACACAAGUUCGUUCCUACAAACGAGACGUCAGAGCAACGAGACUUGCGUACAAUAUUUGUCGGCAACGUCGCCAUCGAAGUUGUAAAGAGCAAGUCUUUGACCAAACAACUCAAACGACACAUUCUCUCUUUCGUGCCAGAAGCGAAGAUUGAAUCCGUUCGUUUCCGUUCAGUGGCUUUCCAAAAGCCAACAGCUCCACUUACCACAGGCGAAGACGACGACAACGCUACUGACAAGUCGAAAUCCGCUCCCAAAGCCAAGGAUAGCCGACAGCAUGAUCGAGACCGAGCAGCGUCCUGGCGUGCAAAUAAAAGCAAUGGUGACUCUGACGAUGAAUUUGCGCCAAACGCAGAAAAGACCUUCCUCACUCCAGCAGAGAAGAAACGCGUCGCCUAUAUCAAACAUGAGUUCCAUUCUAGCGUCGACUCAGUCAACGCUUAUAUCGUCUUCGCACACCCCAUACCUGAGGCUGCCUCCUCAAGACCAUCUAACCUUCCCCCACCAAAGCCUGUCAUGAACCCUUACGAAGCCGUCCAAGUCGCAGUUCAGAAGGCUGACGGGAGUACGUUCUUAGAUCGUACGAUACGCGUAGACAUUGUUGGGAAGAGCGGCAAGAAACAAGGCGAGAUGAGUGGUGACCCGAAGAAGACUGUAUUUGUGGGCAAUUUGGAUUUUGCGAGUAAGGAGCAGGAUUUGAGAGUGUUCUUUGAGGGGUUGGUUGUAGCAGAGAGAGGUCCUCCAUCAGCGGCUGAUGAAGAUCAAUCUGAAGACGAGGAGGAAGACGAGGAGGGGGAAGAGAAGAAGACUGAAGGUGUGAAAAUGCCCAAGACGUGGGUCAAGCGUGUGCGUAUCAUACGAGACAAGGAUACACAACUCGGCAAAGGUUUUGCAUAUGUUCAAUUCGUGGAUCGUGAUUGCGUAGACGAGAUACUCUCCCUCGAACAAGAUCGUCUGAAGUUUGCCAAACGUAAACUUCGCGUUCAACGCUGUAAGACCCUCCCAGGCGGUACCAAAGUCAAACUCUCCACCCCUGCCAAACCACUUCCUUCUACCGGUCCCACUCGUCCCAAAGCCCCUAGACCUUCUAUUUCCUCCUUAAUAAUCGUUCCCAAAGGCGACCCCUCAUUAGGACAGAAAAUCUCUCAUCUAUCUAAAGAGGAUCGCAAGCAAGUCAAGCUGAGCGAUGCAGACCGUGUAGCCAGACGUCUGAUGAAGAAGAAAGCCAAGGCUCUGGCGGAGAAGGGUGUGAAGGCGAGGGAUGAUUUGAAGGAGAGGAAUAGGAAGAGAACUAAGGAGAAGAAGGUUGGAGGAGGUCAUGGUGGGGAGAAGGCGAAGAAGAGGGUGAGGAGUAAUAAGGCUUUGGUGAAGAUGAACAUCAAGAAGUAGUGUCCUCAGCAGUGUGGUAGAUCUGCUUACUUGCUUAAUUCAUCUGGGUAUCCUUUCAAGUGAAUGU